Caenorhabditis remanei is the source of this 3939-nucleotide messenger RNA. RefSeq lists its product as uncharacterized. The record is from RefSeq and is a predicted model, not a curated record. Bases 1 to 3939 code for a protein of 1312 amino acids. Lineage: Eukaryota; Metazoa; Nematoda; Chromadorea; Rhabditida; Rhabditidae. The transcript is spliced from 6 exons.
AUGCGGGGAAGAAAAGCAACUACCGGUAACAAGUUGAAUGCGAGUCAUGAUAGUCGUACGAGCUGUCCACCAACUACUAGAAAGCGUAAAGAUUCUAACACUCGACUCCCACCUAUCCACCCAAACAAGAAUCGGGUUCCAACCAAACCACCAGCACCGGUGUCUCUUCAACAAAUCACUACUAAACUCCCACCGGCAGCUAAGAAACCGGCACCAACUCGUGGUCGUCCGUCAAACAAGCGACAAACAACCACUACUACUACGACUACAAUUACUUCCGUAUCAAAAUCUCCGCAGAUAUCAGAUACAACUACAACUACACUUCCGUCACUCCCAUCUGUGACUGGCCACGGAAUCUUCACUGGAGCUGCCGCCGCGGCUACCGCUGCAGCUAUUGGCACUGCAGCUAUCAAUAUGGAUGAUCUUAUUGGAACUGAUGAGCCGGAGAAUGUAGAUGAGCCAGUGGAAGUCGAGAAGCCACGUUCUCCAGUUCUCGAGACCCAGAAGACUUUUGACCGUAGCUCACCAACUCAACAAGCGGGUGAAGAGGUUCCAACUGAUAUCUUGGACAACUUGGCCGACGAAUCUGAGAAGGUUGCUGAGCAAGAGGAGCAAGAAUUCAUUCCCCGACAAAUUGUUUUGGAUAACACUCCAAUCAACCAUGGAGACUAUGAAGAUAGUGACUCCGAGCCGGAGUAUGCUGAGGAGGAUCGUGAGACUCCAGAAGCUCCAAACAUUGAGGAAGUCUUCAUCCGUCAGGAAAUUGGACAGGCCGCUGCAAGCCCAACCGAACCAUUGGCUGUUCAUAUUCACAGUGAAGCUGCCCACGUCUCACCACCAGUCUCUGAUAAUACUCAAGAAAGUCCAAAGGAGUUGAGCUACCAGCACGAUGAGCCAUCGCCAGUUCUUCCAAGCCCAGGGGAUGCUCCAAAGGAUGCACCAGAGGAAGCGCAUAGCCCAAUUCAAUCCGUUCGAUCUGGUCACAGAACUCCACCAACUCUGAUCUUCACUGAUCAAUCUACCGAAGAUGCACCAAAAAGCCCAGAGCACUUCGAGCAUCGCGAGGCUCAACAAAGUCCAGUGGUUGAUGUUCAUAGCACCCAUGUUGUUGAGCACUUUGAAUCUCAUGAUGCAACUCCACAAAGCCCAGUAUCUUCAGUUCAUGGUGGUGCUGCAGUGGAGCACGAAGAGGAAGUGGAAGUUCCACAGAGCCCAGUAUUGUCUGUGCAUAGUUCGCAUAAUUCGGAACAUCAUGAGACGGAACUCCAGAGCCCAGUCGCUUCUGAGCACCAAUCAGAGCCACAUGAGCCAGCUCCACAAAGCCCAGUUCUUUCGAUUCACAGCUCUCAUCACUCGGAACACCAGUCGGAGCAUGAAGAUAUUCAAUCUGCAUCAGAACAUCAUGAGCCAGCUCCACAGAGUCCAGUUUUGUCAAUUCAUAGCUCACAUCAUUCGGAGCACCAUGAACAAGUUCUUCAAAGUCCAGUUGCUUCUGAGCAUCACUCUGAGCAUCACGAGCCAGCUCCACAGAGCCCAGUCCUUUCUGUCCAUAGCUCUCAUCACACGGAACAUCACGACCAGUCACCUCCAGGCAGCCCAGCUGCCUCCGACAAAGAUGCCGUAGAAUUGUCGCCAUCGAUCUACAGUUCCCAAGCUUCCGAGCAAUCUGAGCAGCGUCAAGAUAGCCCAGUGGCUUCUGAGAGAAGCGCUCGCUCAGCACGUUCACCUACUUUUGAGUCGUCAGUCACAAUGCAGGAAUCUUAUGCUUCUGAGAAUGAUGCUCCAGUCGCCUCGGAACACGAUCAACAUGAAGCUACUCCUCGUGCUGAUGAACAUCAUCAUGAGCCAGCUCCGCACAGUCCUGUCGCUUCUGUAUUUGAGCGUGCUCCAUCAAUUCGCUCUCAAGGAUCUGAUGAUUUCGAGCAUGUUCAGGCAGAGAGCGCUCCAAAGAGCCCAGUGGCUUCCGAAGGGGCUCACUCUCCAGCUCCGCAAAGUCCACUUCAGGAAGUGAGAGCUCCAUCUGAGCAAGAAGUUCAUCAUCAAGAACCUGCACCACAGAGCCCAGCGCAAGAUGGAAUUUUUGAACGCGCUUCUUCAGUGCAUGGCUCUCACACUUCUGCUCCAAUGAGCCCAGCUGCUUCGGAAAAGGAGGUUCAUUUUCAGCGUGCACCUUCUACGGAAGGCUCACAUCAUCAUUAUUCAGAGCAGGAAGAGCCAGCUCCACAAAGUCCAGUUCUCUCGGUUCACAGCUCUCAUCAUUCGGAACAGCAUUCUGAACAUGUACAUGCUGACCACGAGGUUCCAAGAAGCCCAGUGCUAUCUGUUCAUUCUGAGCACCAAGAUCAUCAUGAACCAGCUCCACAAAGUCCAGUGCUUUCAGUGCACAGUUCACAUGCCUCUGAACAUGCAGCACCACAAAGCCCAGCUUCAUCCGAUCAUGUUUCCGAAGAGCAGUAUGAGAAAAUUGAGCACAUUGCUGAAGCUGCUCACCCAACAGAUCACAUUAAUCUCACUGAUAUCCCAAAGAGCCCAGUUCUCUCCAUGAACGACUCAUAUGCUCCAGAUCACUUGGAACUUGAAGCUAUUCCGCAUAGCCCAGCCGCUGCUCCAGAGCCAGAAUCCCACAGUCCAGAACCUUCUGAGAAGGACGCUCAGUUUGCUCCCCGAUCCCCAUCCGUUCAUACCAGUGACGCCGAGGAAGAUACGUUUGAAGUUCAACAUCACGCAGCGCUCACUCACACUUCUGCUCCAUCCCCACCAGUCAGAGCUCCCCAGAGCCCAACUGAAAUGGAUCUCUACAAUCCAUCGCGUGAAAACCAACCAAGCCCAGUGAUGUCUGAACCUGAUCUUCCAGCUGGAAUUCUAAUUGCAGAUCGUAUCGAUCUUGAAGCUUAUCACAACUCUCCAACAAAAGAAUCUACUAGUCCGGUGGUUGUGAACCCAGUUGAUCAUCCAAUGGAGGUCCAAAUCUCUGCUGAACAAGUUGCCGAACAACUUUCCACUCCGGAACAAAAGCAAAAUUUCGAAGAUAUCAUCAAUAAAUCUGCCGAUGAGGAAGCUUCACACUUGAUUCAAGAAGCGUUGACUGAAGCUCCAGCUAUCAUCGAUAUGGUGAAUACUUAUGAGGAGAAGGAGAAGUUCCCAGAGGCAUAUGAGCUCAAGUAUAAAAAUGAGGAUGAAGGACAUUCUCCAGUGGAUAACGCCAUGAUGACUUCUAUCUACCAACCUAGUUCUGACCACGAAGAUCACGAUUCAAACCAUGAAGAUCAUAAAGUAAUUGAAGAGCACAAACCAACUAUUGAAGUCAAGGAAUGGGAUGAGGGAGAUCAUCAUGUCAAGGAAUCAACCACUGUUUCUGACUUCACUGACGGCACCACUCAUAUGACAUUCCAAGAAAAAGUGACAAUUGUCUCUGAUAAUGGUCAUGAAGAUCAUUCAGAAAACUCGAAGGUGUCUCCUAAAUCAGAACAUGAUAACAUCUCGACUGACUCUCUUAUCAUCCACGAUGAUGUCCAACAUCAGAGCCAACCAUCUGAUUUUGAUAACCAGAUGACUCAAUCCAUCUACCAGCCACAUGAUGAGGAAACCGAGGAGAAGGAAUGGGAUGAUGGAAACAAGCAUGUUCAUGAAACAGUUACCAACUCGGAGUUCACCGAUGAAUCAGGAAAGCAUUAUAGUGAAACGGUCACUACCACCACCACUGUUAUCAAAUCAGGUGACGAUGACUUGAAGAACAACAAUGAUGAGGACGAUCAAGAUGGUGGAAGUGAUAAUGAUGACAAAGAUAAAAUUAUCGAGGAGGAGGAAGAACUUGGCUCAAAUGGAAAUCAUGUCCGUGAAACCAUCACUACCACUACUCGUACAGUAACUUCUGGUGGGAUCCCAGAAGGCGGAAUUCUUGUGGAUGAUGGAGACGAGACAAACAUUUCCUCCCUCUAA